Monosiga brevicollis MX1 is the source of this 639-nucleotide messenger RNA. RefSeq lists its product as uncharacterized. Gene Ontology annotation, cellular component: endoplasmic reticulum; endoplasmic reticulum membrane. Lineage: Eukaryota; Choanoflagellata; Craspedida; Salpingoecidae. The transcript has 2 exons. Gene Ontology annotation, biological process: protein folding in endoplasmic reticulum. Gene Ontology annotation, molecular function: protein-disulfide reductase activity; FAD binding; thiol oxidase activity. The coding region runs from base 1 to 639 and encodes 212 amino acids. The record is from RefSeq and is a predicted model, not a curated record.
AUGUGCCUGGAGGAGCGCGUUUUUUAUCGCCUGCUUUCUGGCAUGCACGCGUCCAUCAGUCUGCACCUGGCCCACCGCUGGUACAAUGCCACUGCCGACGCUUAUCUGCCCAACGCCACGGAAUUCCUGCGCCGCUUUGCGCCCGAGCACACGGCGGGUGAGGGUCCGGCACGAUUGCGCAAUCUCUACUUCACCUACAGUACCGUGCUACGCGCCAUUGUCAAGGCCCAGACCAUGUGGGAGAGCUAUCCCUUGUUCGGCGAAGCCCGCGAUCGAGAUGGCAUGUCAACCCGCGCUGCCGUGAUGCAGCUGGUGCAGACAGCACAGACUUGCGAUCGCACCUUUGAUGAGCACGCCCUAUUUCAAGACCCCGAGUCGGCAGCGCUGGCGGACGAGCUCCGCGCACACCUGCGCCACGUCUCGCGCCUCAUGGACUGUGUUGGGUGUCGCAAGUGCCGUUUGUGGGGCAAGCUACAAGUCCGGGGCCUGGCUACAGCGCUCAAAAUCCUCUUCACCCCUUUUGACGACCUGCACCCCGACACUCCCCUCGUCCUGGCGCGCAAUGAUGUAGUGGCCCUCUUCAACCUCUGGGAGCGUCUGGCCUCCUCCAUCUCUCGCGAGCUGGAGCAGGUACGAUAA